Didymodactylos carnosus is the source of this 607-nucleotide messenger RNA. The record is from the annotation of a GenBank genome assembly. Lineage: Eukaryota; Metazoa; Rotifera; Eurotatoria; Philodinida; Philodinidae.
AUGAAUUCAUCAUCAUCCAACGUAACCACACCAUCACAACCAAAAACUGGCAAUAAAAAUAAAUAUUUAUAUUGUGAAAUACCAUAUCGUGGUAAAACAACACAAAUUUUUGCUAAUAAAUUGAAACAUUUAAUUCAACACCAAAAGCCGACUAAACAACUACGAAUAAUACAGCGUCCACCAAAAACUAUACAACAAUAUUUUCAAAUAAAAGAUAAUAUUUCACAUCCAUUAAAAUCUAAUUUAGUUUAUCAUGUAGUUGCAAAAGACGAUAAUGAUGAUUACAUAGAAUAUGCACGUCUAAACGCUCUUGGUGAAAUACAACGACCAUUAAAGCAACUUCAACCAUCAAUUACAUUACCAUUAAUUCCACCGACGCCAACAGUAGCCAAAAACUCACCGUUUUAUAUACAUAUGUUUGAAACUGAAACACGAAUAACAUUAAAAGACUAUCAUUUAUUAAUGACUGAUAAACAAUCGCAAAGACUUCUAAUAAAAGAAGCUUUAGCCAUAAAAAGCUUAAAUCCCACUCUAAAUAAGACAGUUGCAUCAACACCCCUCUACAUUUAUCCACUAGGUAUACCCUCAACCUUUAUACCUGAUCCUG